CCUCGAUCGACGCGAUGCUCUUUACACGCGCGCGCAAGUACCUCGCGACGGCCGAGCACAACGUCAAGCUCGCGUUCCUCUUCACCAUCACCUUUUGGUCCUGCCGCAGCAUCAUCUUUCAGCAAGUGCUCUCGGGCUAUGUGUACGUCCUCACGGGCUCGAACGAACCCGUGGGCAUGGUCAAGGGUAUCCAAGGCGUCGUGCAGAUGGUCGCAGCCAUUCCUGGUGGCUACGCCUGCGACCACUUUCGCCGCGACACGGUGCUCAAGGUCUCGGCGGUGCUCGGCCUCGUGUGUAUCGCCAUGAGCAUGGUGGCCUUUGGCAUUGGCCACUUGAAUUUGAUUUACAUCACGUUUGGCUUUUGGGGCCUCUUUUGCGCGCUCCAGCGCCCGGCGCUGGAGGCACUCUUUGCCGACUCGAUCCCGAACGGCGAGCGCGCGUACCCGAUCACGAUCAAGUACACGCUCAUGAACACGGCCAUGGUGGCCGGUCCGGCCAUUUGCAUCGUCUUUUUCCAGCUCUACGGCGACACGUGGUCGCUGGAAGGCCUCCAGUUUGUGCUCCUCGUCGGCACGGUCAUUGGCGUGCCGCCGCUUUUGCUGCUCUUCUUUUUCAACGACGACUUGGCGUAUGAGAAUUACACGAUGGCGCCGAUCAAGACGCGCGCCAUUUCGUUUGUGGACGAAGACGGCGUGCUCGAGUAUAGCUUUACCAACGACGACAAGGACGCGCAACCCAAGGUGUCGGAGCGCUCGAGCCUCGUAGUCGCUGACCUCGGCGACGUCGAACGCAACGAACACGGCGAUGUGAUUGGCGAUGGCAACUCGUUCUUGUGCUUUGGCCCACGCCACGUUCCGUACUUGCUCUUCUUUUCCGACUUUAUCAUUUGCAACGGCGCGGGCAUGACGGUCAACCUCCUCUUUGUGGUCCAGCCGCUCCUCGUUGUGUGCCUCGCGUUCGUCACGGAGCGCGUUGCUGCGCGUGUCGGUGGCAUUGAGACGGUGGUCACCACGCGUGUGUUUGCGACACUCUGUCUGCUUUUCAUGACGUACAUGAAGCCGCUCUGGGGCGAAAUCGGCCUCUUCCUUCUCCGGAGCGGUUUUAUGCGCUGCUCGGAGCCGCUGCGCACCUCGAUCCUCAUGGACUAUGUGCCGCAGAGUCUCCGCGGUCGCUGGAACGCACUCGAGGGCCUCACUCAGUUUACGUACUCUGGGAGCGCGGUCGUUGGCGGCUACUUGAUUGAGCGCCACGGGUACCGCUACUGCUUCUUCAUCACGUCCAUCAUCUACGCCAUCGGCAUGGUCGUCGAGCUCCUCCUCGUGCCCAUUAUCCGCAACAAGCCCAAGGCGCCGCCCGCGAAAACAAUCGUCGCGCUGCAUUAA
Molecule: messenger RNA, 1382 nt
Organism: Saprolegnia parasitica CBS 223.65
Lineage: Eukaryota; Oomycota; Saprolegniomycetes; Saprolegniales; Saprolegniaceae
Exons: 6
Coding region: 15-1382 (455 amino acids)
Biological process (GO): transmembrane transport
Molecular function (GO): transmembrane transporter activity
Source: RefSeq, a predicted model, not a curated record